CGGUGUUGCAAAGCCAAAUCUGCAGAAUGAUAUUUCCAGCCCGUCUUUUCCGCAUUGCUGCCGCAUCACCUGUCAAAAAAGCUGUGAACAUGGCCUCGGCUGUCCUCGGUCGCCUGCUCAGGCUGUCAGCUGUCAGAAACGGGCCCCUCUCACCGCCGAGCCCCUCCACCGUGCCGGGGCGGACCGUGACGCCGAGCCGGACGGCCGUGUGCACGUCAAGCGGCGCCCUUCUGCCCAAACCCAAGAAGACCCCCUUCGGCCUUAUCCGGAUCGCUCUGGUAGUGGUUCCCUUCUUGUAUGUGGGGACUCAGAUCAGCAAGAGCUUUGCGGCGCUGCUGGAGGAGCACGACAUAUUCGUCCCGGAGGACGACGACGACGAUGACUGAUCAGACGAUUGAUGUUUUUAGCGCUACCAAGUGUCAGUGAACACCAACGUAGAGAAAUGCCUUCCUGGAGGUCCUGUUGCCAUCACCCUAAAUCACCUCCGCCUGCACUCGUUUCAGGGAUUUUGCUCCUAUUUGACAUACACAGACUGCCGCUACAUUUUCCUAUCGUACUGUAUUUGCAUGCACUACAAGAGUCUUAAUAAAAAGAAAACUCUAGCAAAACUCAA
Xiphophorus maculatus (southern platyfish) is the source of this 613-nucleotide messenger RNA. RefSeq names its product single-pass membrane protein with aspartate rich tail 1 (gene smdt1). Bases 27 to 386 code for a protein of 119 amino acids. The transcript is spliced from 3 exons. Gene Ontology annotation, cellular component: mitochondrial inner membrane; uniplex complex. The record is from RefSeq and is a predicted model, not a curated record. Gene Ontology annotation, biological process: mitochondrial calcium ion homeostasis; calcium import into the mitochondrion. NCBI's taxonomy places the organism in Eukaryota, Metazoa, Chordata, Actinopteri, Cyprinodontiformes, Poeciliidae.